Molecule: messenger RNA, 1020 nt
Organism: Mesorhabditis spiculigera
Lineage: Eukaryota; Metazoa; Nematoda; Chromadorea; Rhabditida; Rhabditidae
Source: the annotation of a GenBank genome assembly
AUGAGCGAGCUCGACCAGUUGCGGCAGGAGUCCGAGCAGUUGAAGAGCCAGAUUCGGGAAGCCAGAAAAGCUGCCAAUGACACGACGCUCGCCUCCGUCGCCGCCAACCUCGACCCGAUCGGGCGAAUCCAGAUGCGCACACGGCGUACCCUCCGGGGACACCUUGCAAAGAUAUAUGCGAUGCACUGGGCAAGUGAUUCACGAAACCUCGUCUCGGCCUCACAAGACGGAAAAUUGAUCGUCUGGGACUCGUACACGACGAAUAAGGUUCACGCCAUCCCGCUUCGUUCUUCCUGGGUGAUGACCUGUGCGUACGCGCCGUCGGGAAGUUUUGUAGCCUGCGGUGGCCUUGACAAUAUCUGCUCAAUUUAUUCUCUGAAGACUCGGGAAGGCAAUGUGAGGGUAUCGCGUGAGCUGCCCGGGCAUACCGGAUAUUUAUCGUGCUGCCGAUUCUUGGAUGAUAACCAGAUUGUCACUUCGUCAGGAGAUAUGACUUGCGCACUUUGGGAUAUCGAGACGGGUCAACAAUGCACUGCCUUCACGGGACACACCGGAGACGUAAUGUCGCUCUCCCUGUCGCCCGACAUGCGCACCUUCAUUUCUGGUGCCUGCGACGCUUCGGCCAAGCUGUGGGACAUUCGAGACGGAAUGUGCAAGCAGACAUUCCCCGGACACGAAAGUGACAUCAAUGCUGUCGCGUUCUUCCCCUCGGGCCACGCUUUUGCUACUGGCUCCGACGACGCAACUUGCCGGCUAUUCGACAUCCGCGCCGACCAGGAAUUGGCCAUGUACAGCCACGACAAUAUCAUUUGCGGCAUCACCUCAGUUGCCUUCUCCAAGUCGGGCCGUCUGCUCUUCGCCGGAUACGACGACUUCAACUGCAACGUCUGGGACUCGAUGCGGCAAGAACGAGCUGGUGUGCUCGCCGGCCACGACAACCGCGUCUCGUGCUUGGGCGUUACGGAAGACGGAAUGGCCGUGUGCACCGGUUCCUGGGACUCCUUCCUCAAGAUCUGGAAC